CGGUAACCAAAUCAUCGAAGGAAAGAAGGACGCGAGGGCAAGAGACCUCCUCGCUCCCUCUGUUGACUCUCCUGUUUCCUCGGUUCUACACAUACAUCAACUUGCUCCUCCCCCGGCGAUCCAAGCCGUGCCUUCAUCCUUUGCCUCUCUCUUCAGGUCGUCGUUGGGAUUUUUGAGGGGUGAUGACGGAGUAUCCUCCUGGGUUGAUUUAUUCGGCCGUUAUUGCGGCGGGUCUGUUCGGUUUUGUUGUGGGGCACGGGGAGCAUCCGCUCUCUAAGAUUUCCGUACGCAGAGCCACGAUGGCCCUUCACGACGCAGCUUACGUCAAGGCUUCUCCUAGCCUUCUCGGUCUGAAGGGUCAGACCACUGAAUGGGUAAGCUUGGAAUAUGGCCGCCCAAAUCCUUCAGAUGAAGACUGGAUUGGAGUUUUCUCUCCUGCAAAUUUCAGCACUUCUGUCUGUGAGCCAGAGAGUGGAAGAGAGCAGCCUCCGUUACUCUGUACUUCCCCUAUCAAGUUCCAGAGCGCAAAUUAUACAAGUCCUAGUUAUUCGAAGUCGGGAAGGGGGUUUUUGAAACUUCAACUGAUCAACCAGAGGGGAGACUUCUCUUUUGCUUUAUUUUCCGGUGGUCUCCAAAAUCCAAAACUGAUAGCUGUUUCAAACAUUGUAAAAUUUCUGAAUCCAAAGGCUCCUGCCUACCCUCGCUUAGCUCAAGGAAAAUCCUGGAAUGAAAUGACAGUGACAUGGACAAGUGGAUACAACAUCUAUGAGGCUAAACCUUUUGUUGAGUGGGGUCCACAUGGAAGAGAAAGAAUACGUUCUCCAGCUGGCACUCUUACUUUUGAUCGUCACAGCAUGUGUGGUUCACCUGCAAGAACAGUAGGUUGGCGUGAUCCUGGUUUCAUACAUACAAGUUUUCUAAAGGACUUAUGGCCUAAUUUAAUGUACCAUUACAGACUUGGACAUCAAUUAUUUAAUGGUUCGUAUAUUUGGAGCAAAUCAUACAGCUUUAGAGCAUCUUCGUAUCCAGGUCAAGAAUCUUUACAGCGAGUUGUCAUUUUUGGUGAUUUAGGAAAGGCAGAAGCUGAUGGUUCUAAUGAGUAUGAGAACUUCCAGUUUGGUUCUCUGAACACUACUAAUCAGCUUAUCAAGGACUUGAAGAAUAUAGAUAUGGUUCUCCAUAUUGGAGAUUUAUGUUAUGCCAAUGGAUACAUUUCUCAGUGGGACCGUUUUACUUCACAAAUUGAACCUAUUGCUUCAGCAGUGCCUUAUAUGGUAGGAAGUGGUAACCAUGAACGGGAUUGGCCUGGAUCAGGUUCCUUUUAUGAGAAUAAAGAUUCUGGUGGUGAAUGCGGGGUUCUUGCUGAAACCAUGUUCUACGUCCCUGCUGAGAACAGGGCCAAAUUCUGGUAUGCAACAGAUUUUGGUAUGUUUCGAUUUUGUAUAGCUGACACCGAGCAUGAUUGGAGACCAGGAACCGAGCAAUAUAAGUUCAUUGAACAUUGUCUAUCAUCAGUUGAUAGAAAGCAACAACCAUGGUUGAUCUUUCUUGCUCAUCGAGUACUUGGCUACUCAACCACCGAUUUUUAUGCUGAUAAUGGGGCUUAUGGGGAACCGAUGGGAAGAGAGAGCCUUCAAGAACUCUGGCAGAAAUACAAGGUUGACAUUGCUUUCUAUGGCCAUGCACAUAAUUAUGAAAGAACAUGUCCAGUCUACCAGAACAUAUGCGUUCAAAAUGGAUCAAAUCACUACAGUGGCUCCUUCCAAGCAACCACCCAUAUUGUAGUCGGGGGUGGUGGAGCCAGCCUUGCCGACUUCAGUCCCGAGAUACCAAAAUGGAGUCACGUCAGGGACCGUGAUUAUGGAUUUGUGAAGCUCACAGCGUUCAAUCAUUCCUCGCUUCUAGCCGAGUACAAAAGAAGCAGCAACGGGGAGGUGCGUGAUCGCUUCACAAUCUCCCGUGAUUACAGAGAUAUCUUAGCAUGCAGUAUUGACAAUUGCCCCAGGACUACGUCGGCUACAUGAGCAUUGUAUAUGAUCUCUCCCAAGAGUCGCACGGGAGAGCACCGUUUUGAUCUGUUUAUUGCCUACUACGUACGUGUUGCACGUUCAAAAUGGAUCAAAUCUCUAUCUGGUUACUUGUGACUGUAAUAAAAGAAACAAAGCUGAAAAUAAUUGAUACGUGUUGAUCAAGUUUCUUGCGGCGGUGUUGUUAUAAAACACAUGAAGAAUAUGCAGCAGCAGUGUUGUGACGCUGCCUUUUUUCCUGUGUGUUUCUUUGUGUUCGGGAAAACUCUGUUUAUGAGCUAUGAACGUUGCUGCGUUUACUGUGGGGGGUCUCAUUAGCUGUAUACUGCAUUAAACACGGUAUUUU
This is a messenger RNA of Asparagus officinalis (garden asparagus), 2373 nucleotides long. RefSeq names its product probable inactive purple acid phosphatase 1. The record is from RefSeq and is a predicted model, not a curated record. NCBI's taxonomy places the organism in Eukaryota, Viridiplantae, Streptophyta, Magnoliopsida, Asparagales, Asparagaceae. The transcript has 13 exons. Gene Ontology annotation, molecular function: metal ion binding; acid phosphatase activity. The coding region runs from base 183 to 2024 and encodes 613 amino acids.